AUGCCGACUCCGAGUAACAGCCAGCCAACUUCGAUCGCCGAGGUGAUCUCCACUCGUACUUGUCCCCCGGAAGUUGAUCGCGUCCCGGCCUGGAGAGCCUCGCCCGAUUCCACAGACACCAACGAGCCGAUUGAGGAAGAUGCUCUAUCACCAACGGCCACUACAUCGUCCGUGCUGAAUCGAGCUGACGAUGGCAGCGCGCUCUUGGCGUCCGAUCCACUGAAAGUGGAGAGGAAGAUGACGGCCAGCACCGACGAGGACGUCGCGCGCGCGAGAUCGACUUCUCCCCCGAUCUCUGUGCUCGCAGUCAGUCACCGGUGGCGCCGCCCAACUCCUCGCUGUUACGCUACGAAUUUUCCAAUGUUCGGGUAUCUUCUGCCAAAUCAUUCUUCCUCAUACCUGCGCUCUGGGAGCAGGUUUGCCGGCACACAGAUGUCUGAUAAACAAGUUUAUAAUGUAGACGUGGAGAUCAAACAUGUCGAUAUGGCUGAGUCCUACCUAUGUGGCUAUCUUCGCAUUCAAGGCUUGACGGAAGAUCACCCGACCCUGACUACGUUUUUUGAAGGAGAGAUCAUUGGCACCAAGCACACGUUCCAGACUCGCAAUGAAGAAUGGGGUGCCAAUGAGAAAACAGACAUUCAUCACUGGUCUCGGUUUCCAGCCUGGAAACCAUUGGCUAAACAGGCCAAACGGACCGAUUUCACGUACCGAAAUUUCGCUCAGCGGGAGCAUGUGUUUAUGAGAUGGAAGGAGUAUUUCCUUGUCCCUGAUCAUCGAGUCCGCACCAUCUCAGGCGCUAGCUUCGAAGGAUUCUACUAUAUCUGCUUCAACCAGGUGGAGGGAUCGGUGAGCGGCGUCUACUUCCACGCAAAGAGCGAGCGAUUUCAACAGCUUGAGCUCAAACAUGUCGAAGAUCGUGGAUGUGCGCCAGCAGUCGAGUUCCGUUAA
This is a messenger RNA of Penicillium macrosclerotiorum, 948 nucleotides long. RefSeq names its product GID4/VID24 family protein. NCBI's taxonomy places the organism in Eukaryota, Fungi, Ascomycota, Eurotiomycetes, Eurotiales, Aspergillaceae. The transcript has 4 exons. The coding region runs from base 1 to 948 and encodes 315 amino acids. Gene Ontology annotation, biological process: protein catabolic process in the vacuole; proteasome-mediated ubiquitin-dependent protein catabolic process; negative regulation of gluconeogenesis. The record is from RefSeq and is a predicted model, not a curated record. Gene Ontology annotation, cellular component: extrinsic component of membrane; GID complex.